Messenger RNA from Kuraishia capsulata CBS 1993, 219 nucleotides. RefSeq lists its product as uncharacterized. The record is from RefSeq and is a predicted model, not a curated record. The transcript has a single exon. NCBI's taxonomy places the organism in Eukaryota, Fungi, Ascomycota, Pichiomycetes, Pichiales, Pichiaceae. Bases 1 to 219 code for a protein of 72 amino acids.
AUGGCCACCCCGCCCCAAUUUAUAUGGGAAAAUGGUCUGAGAAAGGUGGUUCCAUACUAUUAUACUGAUUCCGUCAGAACUAAGGGACGAUGGGUAGGCCGAACGGUAUAUGACGUCUUCACCACCGAGUUCCGCAACAAGACGGAAGACUACUAUGUGAGUAGAGUUAACCUUUCCAUCGCGUUUCUAAAACACCAUGUUACUGACAGAAGAUUUUAG